Trichoderma asperellum CBS 433.97 is the source of this 768-nucleotide messenger RNA. RefSeq lists its product as uncharacterized. Gene Ontology annotation, molecular function: chitin deacetylase activity. Gene Ontology annotation, cellular component: membrane. Gene Ontology annotation, biological process: carbohydrate metabolic process. The record is from RefSeq and is a predicted model, not a curated record. NCBI's taxonomy places the organism in Eukaryota, Fungi, Ascomycota, Sordariomycetes, Hypocreales, Hypocreaceae.
AUGCAGGGCCUCCUCGUGCUGCUCGUGCUGCUGCUCGCCCUGCCGCUCUACUCCAUCUACUGCGUCUACAAGCCGCCGCGCUUCCUCAUCGGCUACCUGCGCAACAAGUUCCCCGACGUGCUCUUCGAGGUGCCGACGGCCCAGAAAAUCAUUGCCCUGUCGCUCGACGACGCCCCCUCGGCGCAUACCGACGAGAUCAUGCAGGUGCUGCGGGACAACGACGCGCACGCCACCUUCUUCGUCAUCGGGAAGCAGGUCGAGGGGCGGGAGGCCACGCUGCGGAAGCUGGUUGCGCAGGGCCACGAGCUGGGCAACCACGCUAUGCGCGACGAGCCCUCAAAGAGGUUGAGCAACGACGAGCUGGAGAGCCAGGUCAAGCAGGUCAAGGCCAUGCUGACGGAGGCGUACGAGGCCGAGGGCAAGAUCCUGCCGAAUAACUAUUUCCGCCCUGGGUCGGGCUUGUUCAACAAGCGGAUGAGGGACUUGCUUGGCAAUAGAGGGUUCAGGAUCGUUUUGGGGAGCAUAUACCCCCACGAUCCGCAGAUUCCUUACCCCAACAUGAAUGCCAAGCAUAUUCUGAGCAUGGCGCAUCCUGGAGCCAUCAUUAUAUGCCAUGACAGAAGAGGCUGGACAGCACCGAUGCUGCGAAUUGUGCUGCCGGAAUUGAAGCGACAGGGAUACAAGAUUGUCACUAUCACGGAUCUGGUGACGUCUGUUGAGCCAUUGGGCGAUCGGCAAGCCAUGCAGUUUGGAGAGUUGAAACCUUGA